AUGCUUACCGAUAUUCUCAGCAUUAUUCUCGACGACUGGAAUAAUCUCAGUCUAAACGGUCCGAAUAAGCAUUUGAUGACAGAAAAGGCUGUUUUCUCCAUGCGUAUAUCGCACUGUUUGCUCGUCAUUUACUCGACGACUUGCAUUAUGUAUACAGUAACUACCGUGUUCAUGUCUGGCGAUAACGAUGAAGGGUUUGACGGAAACCAGAGGAAAAUGAUGUUGAAAAUGGUGUUUCCCUUCGACGUUAUGGUUUCUCCGGUUUACGAAAUUGUUCUGCUCGCACAGAUUGUGCUUGAAUACGUCCUUGUCUUGGGCGCUGCUAUAUCAAUGUCAUUUUUGGCAGCGUUAGUAUUACAUGUAGCUGGCCAAAUAGACGUAUUGUGCCAAGAAAUAUUGAGCAUUCCUAAUUAUAUCAAAGAAAAGAGAUUGCCCAUACUAAAAAGUCUCAUUACAAAACACCAGAAAAUCAUAUAUUUAUCGGACGGUAUUAAACACCUCUUCCUUUACAUAUCAUUGGUGCAAUUCCUAAGCAAUAUUAUAAUAAUCUGUUUUCUAGGCUUUAUGAUUGUCACUUCUUUAGGUACAGAGAGGGGAAUUUCGUUGAUGGCAAAAUAUUUGCCUUAUUAUGUGACUGCAAAUGCUGAGGCGUUCGUUCUUUGUUAUACCGGUGAAUAUCUAAGUACUAAGAGUGAAAAUAUUCAUCGAGCUGUAUCUGAUAUGGAUUGGUACAAUUUAGACCAAGAGGAUAUUCACUUAAUUCUCCUGAUGAUGUUGAGGACGGAAAAACAAUUAACGCUUACUGCCGGAAAAUUUGUUACUCUGUCCGUGGAAACGUUUGCCAGUAUGAUAAAAGUCUCAGCAUCUUAUAUUUCGCUAUUGUUAGCCGUAUACUAAUUUGGAAAAUUAUAAAUCGACGUUAUAAGCGGAUACGAUACAUGAAACGAAGAAACCAUGACAAUAUAAUUACUGAAAAUAGGACGAUCGAAUGAAC
Molecule: messenger RNA, 994 nt
Organism: Nomia melanderi (Alkali bee)
Lineage: Eukaryota; Metazoa; Arthropoda; Insecta; Hymenoptera; Halictidae
Source: RefSeq, a predicted model, not a curated record